AUGGCAGGUCGUGCUGUCGGUAAGUGGACUCGGGAUGAUGACGACAAGUUGGUGGCAGCAACCUUAGACAAUAAGAGGAAGGGGUUGGAAGCGGCCAUUCGAGACAUCAUGGCAAGUCAGGGUACCUCCGUUUAA
This is a messenger RNA of Prunus armeniaca (apricot), 135 nucleotides long. The record is from the annotation of a GenBank genome assembly. NCBI's taxonomy places the organism in Eukaryota, Viridiplantae, Streptophyta, Magnoliopsida, Rosales, Rosaceae.